Molecule: messenger RNA, 2158 nt
Organism: Microcebus murinus (gray mouse lemur)
Lineage: Eukaryota; Metazoa; Chordata; Mammalia; Primates; Cheirogaleidae
Gene: SLC22A24
Product: solute carrier family 22 member 24
Biological process (GO): transmembrane transport
Cellular component (GO): membrane
Molecular function (GO): transmembrane transporter activity
Source: RefSeq, a predicted model, not a curated record
CACUUCAGUAGUUUCCAAAAAAGCUAUGGUCUCUGUUCUUUGCACAAAACAUCAUAAAGCAGCUUGCUUUUAAGUCUCCAAUAUCCCUUUUCUGAAAAGAAUGGCAGGCCACUGAAAAGGUAUAUUUUAGGUUGCAUGGAGAUUUCAGCUACUUGAAAGACCACUGUUGGCUUCCCAGGAAUCCUUCACAGAGCAGUCCUUUAAGCAGGUUUAGUGGCCAACAGCUAAAAGACUCUUUGACAAAUAAUUAUAUCUGUAACUUCACUGAAACUUUCUAGCUGCCUAAACUUGAAGGCCUUUGGGCAACUCCUACUGCUCAAGUACAGUGGUGUGACCAGACCCAUUGAGAAGAAAGUGGUGUCAGGAUCAACACAGUAUUACUGUGCUUAGUGGAAGGGAAUCGUUUCUCCUUCUGAACUGAUCUCCAUAAGGUCACUGUGCUUCCUCUUGGGGAUCACCUGUUCGGCCUUGAUGGCCUUUGCUGUGCUCCUGGAUCAAGUUGGUAGCCUGGGGAGAUUCCAGAUUCUUCAGCUGGCUUUCUUGUGUAUUGCAAACAUUCUGUUGUUCCCUCAUAUUCUGUUGGAGAACUUCACUGCGGCUGUCCCUGGUCAUCGCUGCUGGGUCCACAUCCUGGACAAUGACACUGUCUCUCACAAUGACACCGGGACCCUCGGCCAAGAUGCCCUCCUGAGAAUCUCCAUCCCCCUGGACUCGAACCUGAAGCCGGAGAAGUGUCGUCGCUUCGUCCAUCCCCAGUGGCAGCUCCUUCACCUGAACAGGACCUUCUCAAACACGAGUGAGCCAGACACGGAGCCCUGUGUGGACGGCUGGGUGUAUGAGCAAAGCUCCUUCUUCUCCACCGUUGUGACUGAGUGGGACCUGGUAUGUGAAUGGGAGUCACAAAAAUCAGUGGUUCAGUCCCUAUUUAUGGCUGGGUCGCUUCUGGGAAGUGUGAUAUUCGGCUAUCUUUCAGACAGGUUUGGACGGAAGAUGAUCUGCAGCUGGUGCUUACUCCAGCUGGCCAUCUCCGACACCUGUGCAGCCUUCGCUCCCACCUUCUCCGUUUACUGCUCACUGCGCUUCUUGGCAGGGUCCUGUGUCAUGACUAUUAUGGGACACAGCUUUCUUCUCGUGAUAGAAUGGACAAAUCCCCAGUCACGAUCUAUGGUCACAACACUGCUAUUAUGUGCCUCCAGUGUCGGGCAGAUGCUCCUGGGAGGACUGGCUUUUGUCAUUCAAGACUGGCGCACACUGCAACUGACUGUGUCUAUACCCAUAUUUGUCAUCUUCUUGUCUUCCAGGUGGCUUGUGGAGUCUGCUCGGUGGCUGAUUACCUACAAUCAGCUAGAUAAGGGCUUAAAGGAACUUAGAAGAGCUGCACGCAUAAAUGGAAAAAAGAAUGCUGGAGAGAUCCUGACCAUUGAGUUUCUGAGAUCCGCCAUGCAGGAGGAGUUGGAUGCAGCCCGGAGCCAAGCAUCAAUUUUUUGCUUGUUCCAUGCACCCAGACUGCGAAUGAUAGUCCUCUACCUGGGCUUUGUGAGAUUGGCAGUCUCUGUACCUCUUUAUGGCCUGAUAUUCAACUUGCAGUACUUGGGGAGGAAUAUCUACCUGUUCCAGGUUCUCUUUGGAGCUAUCACAGCCACAGCCAGAUUUGUUGCCCUUUUGGUAAUGAAUUAUAUGGGUCGUCGAAUAAGCCAAGUGCUGUUCCUGUUACCAGUAGGACUGUUCAUUCUGGUCAACACCUUUUUGGACCAAGAAAUGCAGACCCUGCGUACGAUUUUAGCAACUCUGGGAGCAGGGGUCCUUUGCAUUGCUACUACCAGCGGUUCUGUCCACUUCUCCGAGCUCAUCCCCACCGUACUCAGGGGCACAGGUGGAGGAAUCAAUAUACUGUUCAGUAGGAUUGGGGCAGCACUGGCUCCUCUGUUGAUGAUCUUCGUGGGGUUUUCUCCCUACCUGCCCUGGAUCACCUAUGGAGUCUUUCCCAUCCUUGCUGGCCUUGUUGUCCUCCUCCUCCCAGAAACCAAGAAUCUGCCUCUUCCUAACACUAUCCAGGAUGUGGAAAAUGACAGAAAAGAAACAAGAAAAGUAAAGCAGGAAGAUAAUUGCAUGAAAGUAACACAAUUUUAAGGAGUUCCCAAGACUUGAUCCAAGGCAA